AUGCUUCACGAGCGUAGUCUGCAAAAUGACGAAUCUCCGAAGCCAGCAUCUUGCAGGAACUUCGGCGUGCUUCUUUCGCCGUUGCAGGACGGCCGCACGGAUCACGGGUAUGCACAAAGGCUCUCGGCAGGAGUGCCCCCGAGCUCAGGCAGCCUGACAUACUUCAUCAGCCACAACUGGUCAACGCGACGAGUUGAGAAGUUUUUGGCGUUGGCACUGUACUUCAACGGCCCCGCUGCCAUCGUCACCAGCGUGUGUUCGCAACUGGCAAUGUUCAGUUUGGUUCUGGCUGGCGUGGUUCCCCGAGUCACAACAAGCAGGGCCGAAAAUGUGUGUGUUUGGUGCACCCUGGUCGGAGCGGCCACGUUCUGGAUUGUCCUCCUCCUGUGGCAUGAGAUGGAUGCUCGUCUACAGUGUCGCAGGCUCAGGGUCUUCUUCGACAAGGUAUGUAUCAACCAGAGCGACACCGUCGCGAAGCAGGAGGGCAUCCGGAAUAUCACGGCAUACCUGCGGCAGUCGGAAGCCUUGCUGGUCCUGCUCUCCGAUGUCUACCUGGACAAGAUUUGGACAGUCUUCGAACUCACAGCGUUCAUGGCAUUGAAGCCAGAUGCCGCAGUCAUUGUGCAGCCACUUCGCUUGGCGACGAUCGUCGCAUGCUUGAUGGGGCUGAUGGUCUGGGCGAAGACCAUGGAAGGAGUCUCAGGAGGAACGAUUUACGACCACCUGGUCGCAAGACGCGGUCCUUCCAUUCUGGUUGUAGCAACCGUCUUCGGAACCACAGCUGUGCUGCGCUGUUGGGGGAGGGCCUUCGUCCAGCUGGAGAAGCAGCUCAAUACCUUCAGCUUUGACACUGCCCAGUGCCUCCAUCCAAAAGACCGGGAGAUGAUCCGCGAGGCCUGUUUUCAGAUCGCCCGUGGCGCGUUGGGACCUUCAGCGACACUUCAGGAAUCCUGUGAAUGCGUGGAGCUGCACGCCCGGGUGGUCGUGCCCCGGGCCAUGCGUCGGGCGAUCUCACCGACGCUGAUACCAUGGAGGUACGCGCUCAUUCUCUACCUCGUUGCCUUUUCCAGGAUUCUGGAUAGUCUUUGCUCUGCCAUGCCGACUUUGCAGGAAGCCGAAAUCAUGCUCGCCCUGGAGACUGCCCUGGAGGUGGUUGUCGAAAGCCUGGCCUCGCUGGUGAGCCUGGCCAUCGUUGGCUACUUCAUCUGCUACACCCCGACAUCUCCGCUGCGGGAGUUGGUUCGCCUUGUGGUAUUGACCGCAGUGUCAUUGCCCCUCGGCAUCGAGAGUCGGCUUGGUGAAUCGCGUGUCGAAGUACGAAAG
Symbiodinium natans is the source of this 1323-nucleotide messenger RNA. Lineage: Eukaryota; Dinophyceae; Suessiales; Symbiodiniaceae. The record is from the annotation of a GenBank genome assembly.